This is a messenger RNA of Botrytis fragariae, 1021 nucleotides long. RefSeq names its product putative phosphoglycerate mutase protein. Lineage: Eukaryota; Fungi; Ascomycota; Leotiomycetes; Helotiales; Sclerotiniaceae. The record is from RefSeq and is a predicted model, not a curated record. Bases 1 to 795 code for a protein of 264 amino acids. Gene Ontology annotation, molecular function: phosphatase activity. The transcript has 2 exons. Gene Ontology annotation, cellular component: cytoplasm.
AUGACCAUAACCCUCCACUUCGUGCGCCACGCCCAAGGUUUCCACAACCUCUGCACCGCCAACCACACCCUCCCAGACCCGCUUCUCACCCCCCUCGGAAAGGAACAAUGCACGACGCUCUCUCAAACCUUUCCCUCCCCCCAAAAAAUAACCCACCUCGUCGCCUCCCCCCUCCGCCGCACCCUCUACACAGCCCUCUACUCCUUCCCCAGCGCCACCGCGCGCGGCAUCAAAGUCAUCGCGCUCCCCGAAAUCCAAGAAACAUCUACCCUUCCCUGCGACACCGGGUCUGCACCUGCGGCACUCGCGGAGGAAUUCGCCGGGAGCGUGGAUUUGGGACUUGUGCAUGAAGGGUGGAAUAGUAAGAGUGGGAGAUGGGCAUCCAACGCGCCAGCGAUUGAGAAGCGCGCGCGCGAAGCACGGGUUUGGUUGCGGGAAUUGGGGAUGCAGGCGGAGAGGGAGGGGACCGAGGAUGUGAAUAUUGUGGUGGUGACGCAUGGAGGCUUUUUGCAUUAUUUUACCGAUGAUUGGGAAGAUUCCUCCCUCUUCGUCGGAACCGGCUGGUCUAAUACAGAAUUCCGCUCCUAUCAUUUCCGCGCCGCCGAUUCCAGCGAUCCCAAUGCCGCAGUUCAAGAGACGAAAGAAAGUAGAGAGAGAAGGAAAGGAACGGAGAAACCGCUUACGGAUGAUGAACAGAGGAAUUUGAGAGCUGCGGCGGAGAGUGGAUGGCAGCAAGAUGGGUUUCAACAGAAGGUGAAGAAUGAGGAGGGGAAGGAAGUUGAGGUUGCUGCUUAGGGGGUGUGGAUGAUAUAGAUCGUAUAGGUAUAGGUAUAAGGAGAUGGAUGAAGGUUUAGGACUUAUAUCGUUGAAAGAAAUUAUAGAUUGCAUAUAGAUUUUGAAUAGAUCGGACAGACUCGGGUAGAUUUAGAUGGAUAGACAGAUAGUUCGCAUGCUAGAAAGCAAUCAUAGAAUUCACUUAUUAGUAAACGGUGCUAUGUAAACUAGAAUCAUAGCACAUAUA